AUGCAGGCCGGGGGCGCGGACGCCGCGCCCGUCCGCGUGCUGGUGGAGGUGCACGACAGCGUGCUGCAGCGCGACGCCCGGCUGGAGCGCUGGAGGAAGGCCGCGCAGGACCAGGGGAUCGGCCUGGAACUGGUCGUGACGUCCAAGCUGCAAGGCCGCGUGCCCCAGGUCACCGUCGUCGGCGACAACACCCACGCCGCCGGCCCCGCGGUCGCCGCCGCCCACGGCGCGCGCGGCGCGGUCGUGGUCACCGCCGACUGGGUCCAGAACUGCAUCCGGUGCGGCGUCCGGCUCGGAUGGGAGCGCUUCCUGCACACAGCGAUCGCCGCUGAGGAGGAGGACGACCCAGAGGGCCAGGCGCAGCGGGCUGAGGCGGAGCGCGCGUGGGCGCUGGUGAGCGACAGCAUCACCGGCCGCGCGGGCGCCGCGCCAGAAGACCUGGCGAAGGCUUGGUUCCGGAGGCGCUUCCCCGGCCGAGGGCCGCUUUCGGACCUUCGGCGCGCGUGGGUGGACACAAGUUUGGGGCCGACGCGCGGCGGCGGGGCGGCAUUCAAGGUUGUGACGUGGAACAAGCUGGCGACUGAGGGGUUCUUGGGAAGCAACGGCGGGCCGAAGUGGUACGUCGAUGAGAAGUACAGGACCUGGUCCCACCGAGGGAAGCUGAUUCUGGAGCAGCUUGAGCGGAUAGAUGCUGACAUCAUCCUGCUGCAGGAGGUGAGCAGCACGAAGGACGAGUGGUAUGGCGUCAUCAAGGAGUGGGCCGACAGGCGGGGUUACCUCUGCAGCACCGGCGCGCUUGAGUGCCGCAUCAUGGUGCGCGCCAGCCGCUUCCAGGUGCUGCAGUGGGGCACCGUCAGCUUCCAGGGCGCCUGCGAGGCGCCACGGCAACCAGCCGAAGAUGGCGCCCACCCCUCUGGGGACGGCUCUGUCAGAGAAGGCGAGGGUGGGGAUGCCGCCCCGGCCGAAGUGCAGUGGGCGGACGACCCCUGGAGCAUUGUCAGCCGGAUCCCGGACUGCACGGCCGUGGCCGCGCUGCGCUGCAAGGUCUCCGGCCGCCUGCUGGUGGCUGCGUCGAUGCACGUCAUCAACGAGACCUGGCUGGAGGGCGUCAAGGUACUCAUGACACAUACUGCCUGCCGUUUUGUACAGCAAUUCGCAGCCAGGGCGCAGCGCAAGCACGGCGCGUUCGUGCCGCCGGCCCGUGGCGGUCCGUCGCACACAACACGCGGCAGUGGCGGUGGCGGCGGCGCCAGCGGCGAUGCCGGCGGUAGUGCUGGCGGCAUCAAGAGCAGCGGCGGCGUCAAGAGCAGCGGCGGCGGCGGCGGCGCUGGGGACGUCCCCAUUAUUCUGGGCGGAGAUUUCAACAGUGUCCCGGGCCACAUAUUCGACCCCUGCCAGCUGCCCCAUGACCUGCUCUCCACCGGCCGCCUGCCCCCCAGCAGCCCCGGCCACCCCCACACCUGGAACCUCUGGUGGCAGCAGGAGCGCCGCCGCAGGACACGCCUCGACCCCGGCCACGACCCCAAGCGCGCACGCGCCGCAGCGCCCGCGCACCCGCCCGCUGGGCGCAGUGACGAGCUCCGCCUGAGCCUGGGGCCGCUGCAGAGCGGCGCGGUCGCCGCAACGGGCGCUGAGCCCGCGCUCACAUUCUAUGGGCCCCGGCUGGCGGCGACGCUGGACUACGUGUGGGUGACGCCAGGGGCGCUCGAGGCGGUGGGGUGGCUGGCCAUGCCCUGGGAGACGCCUGGCAAUGGGUACGGCGACGAGGAGGGGAGGCCGGUGGCGUACUCUGCGGUGGGCGCGCUACGGGCGCCGGACGAGGCGAUGCGCACGCUGACCUGGCUGCCCCACGACAGAUUUCCGAGUGACCACAUCCCAGUAGGUGUAGAGCUGCAGCUGAGGUAG
Monoraphidium neglectum is the source of this 1905-nucleotide messenger RNA. RefSeq lists its product as hypothetical. Lineage: Eukaryota; Viridiplantae; Chlorophyta; Chlorophyceae; Sphaeropleales; Selenastraceae. Bases 1 to 1905 code for a protein of 634 amino acids. Gene Ontology annotation, molecular function: poly(A)-specific ribonuclease activity. The transcript is spliced from 10 exons. Gene Ontology annotation, cellular component: nucleus; CCR4-NOT complex; cytoplasm. The record is from RefSeq and is a predicted model, not a curated record. Gene Ontology annotation, biological process: nuclear-transcribed mRNA poly(A) tail shortening.